AUGGAUUCCCUGUCGUCGGUCUCUCCAUCUAUAGUUCUACCUCCGACCAACCCUUUACCGGCGCAGCAGCGGCGGCGUCCUCAAGUUGCUGCCUUUCCCUUCGCAACGAAUAAACGUCAACCUCGCUUGUCGUCUUUCUUUAGCUUGCCUUGUUCUAAAGGGGGACCCGAUCGAGUUGUUGAUUGUAAAUGCAAAUUCAACGGUGGGGAUGCAAGAGAAGAAGAUGAUGAAGAUGUUGAGAAAGAGGAGGUUGAAAAAGCGCUUCAUUUGGACGGUACGAUUCCAUAUACUUCCGGCGAGUUUCUGAAGCGGGUUUCGUCUCGAGCGUAUAACAUGCGGAGGCAUUUGCAGCAAACUUUUGACAGUAGCAGUUAUGAUGGUAAAAGUUCUGCAGAUCUUGGGUAUUUUUGA
This is a messenger RNA of Hibiscus syriacus, 411 nucleotides long. RefSeq lists its product as uncharacterized. The transcript has a single exon. NCBI's taxonomy places the organism in Eukaryota, Viridiplantae, Streptophyta, Magnoliopsida, Malvales, Malvaceae. Bases 1 to 411 code for a protein of 136 amino acids. The record is from RefSeq and is a predicted model, not a curated record.